UCGCAUUUAUCAGAAAAUGUCGAGUGUGUUGAAUUGCCUUAAUAAAAUAUAGAUUAUCGUUACGGUUUUUUUUCUGAAAAAAUAUUAUUUUUAAAGUGCUAGCAACUAUUGCUACUCCCUGGAGGUAGUUUUACUUACGGCAACAUCACUGCAUGCAUAAUUGACUGAGAUAUCAUACGUGAACUUUGCCGUCCCUUGGAUCUUGGAUCGGGCCGGCUUGGUUAUUUGUCUAUAUAAAUGAACCAAAACCAAAUUCAACAACUGACCUUACACCUAUCACAGGCACUUGAUCAAAACUAUGAUGUCGUUAAUAUGGAAGCUGUUCUAUCCGUUAUCUGUGCACUGGAAGGAACUACAAUUACAAAGGAUCAACUGGAGGCCACCAGAUUGGCCAAAUACAUCAAUCAACUGCGCCGCAGGACUAAAAAUGACCAACUGGCACGUCGAGCAAAAUCGCUUUUAAAAAAAUGGCGGGAAAUGGUUGGCAUUCAACAUACUGUCGGUGAUACGCAACCAACGAAACCUAUUGCUGUCAUUAAUAUAACGGAAUCAACCAUAAGUGAUAACAACAAUAUAAGUGCGGGUCAUCCGUACUGUUCAAAUCAGCCUGACUCCACACUACCUAACAUCGAUUUAUCUAAUCCUCCUCAAUUUGAAAACGACACAUUGCAACAGCAAACAAGUUUUUCAAACUUGAUACAGCAUAUAAGUAUUGCCAAUAGUGAAGAAUCCUGCAAGUUAACGAAAAAUCCGCUAAAUUCAAAUCAACAAAAAAUCAACAACAUUAAUCAAUGAACUUUCGACUAAUUCAACUUUAGCAGCUGGGUCUGGUGCUGAUAAACUUAACGAGAGCUCGAUUGUCAUAGAUAUUGAGUCUGAUUCCGAUGAAAAUGAUUGCGGUAGACAAUUGCCAACUCAACCAAAGUUUACGACUUCAUCUUUUUCGACAUUUCUUACCCAAGACUACACAAAGCCAAAAAAAAUAAAAAAAGAUAAAAAGCGUAAGGAAAAAGUUCAAAACUAUUCAUUAAUACAUGAGACGUAUUCACAAAAAAACUAAAAAUUCUUUUAAAAAAUCAAGCGAUUUUAAUGACCUUUCUUUUAAAGACGAAAAGGCGACAAAACUGUUUCCCAAUGAUUCAGAAAUUUUAUCACUGUCAAAUAGCUCGAUGAGCUCGAUUUUAUCUGGAGAUGCCAUUUCCAUGUCUGCAAAUUCGCAAAAAAAGUGCCGCGCUUCAUGCGAUUUAACAUUUGCAGGCCGAUUCAAGACAGCGAAACAGGAUGUUACUUUAAAUCACGACAAUGACAAUGGCCCAAAAACUAAUUGUCAAAUUAAUGAAGUGGAGCAACCUAUUUUAAAGACAAUAUAUGAAGACUAUGUAAAUAAUGACUCGAGCACUUCGUGUAGUCGGCUGUCAUCAUUUGAAGAACGAAGCCAACAGAUUCACUUAAAAUCAUUUGUUGAACCAAACAAGCCAGAGCAAUUGCUGUCACACGAUAGUCAUAAGGCGGAUUUGCGCAAUGAAAAUCUUGCGACUGAAGUUCCAAAAAGGCGUGGACGAAAGAAAGGUUCAAAAGGCGUUGAUUCACUGAUUGCCAAAGAAUCUAGUCUGUCUCAACAAAUUUUUCUUGGAAGUGGGGUCAAGAAAGUGAAGACUACAAAAGAGCUUUUUAAUGAAAUACAGAGCCGUAAGCUUUCUUACAAUCGAAAUGUGGUAUAUUCUCCAGUAACUGCUAACAAAAUUUCAAAUGAUCCUAGCCAACGAAAUCGAGAAUCCUCCCGAUCUUUAAUACCUAGACCAACAUCAUCUUGCUCAGAAACAUCUAUGCAUUCACCUCAUAUAUUGGAAACUAAUUCAGCAAAUGUUUCUUUAAGUGGCAUCGAAUCUAAAUUUUCAAAUCUUAUUGAAGAUGUUGGAAACACAGAUAGUGAUACUAUAACAUCGGACCCAUCACACGAUAGCAUCAAGUCUGUCGAAAUUAAGAGAAGCACUUCGCUGGAAAGUAUCAGUAGCUUUAUUCAAGCUCCAUCAUCAUUUAAUAAUACAAUAGUAACCUCAAAAUUCAAUCAUUCAAAUGACGUGGCAAUUGAAUUAAUGCAGCUGGUUAACGGAUUAAGCACGCCACAAAGUGUUGACGAAACUGAAAAAUUAUACCAGGCUCAAAUAGUUCCUUGCACAUGUGUAAUUCACGAAGAAACAAAGUUUGUGAACGAAAGUCAGUCAAUAAGUCUGUUAAAUUCUGAAGAAGAAGAGCACGAAGCUAUUGAUGAUCAUUUCAAAACAUGUCAAAAAAAUGCUUUUGAUAGUCUAACGGUUAAACCCAAUGACAGAAUCGAAGAAGCUUCAAACUUGAUACCGCCGAAACCCAUCAAAUCAAUAUUUGAUUUAGAUUUCGACGAGGAGUACGAUCCGUUACACUCAAUGAUGAAAAACGUCUUAAAAGUCGAACCGACCAAAAACGUACAACAACAAAGUGAUACGGCCUAUAAUGAUAAUAAUAACGUUCAACAUGUUAGAUUACUCUGCGCAACUAGUCUCGCACAAAAUGCUGGUAAUAAUUUUGAUAAUGAUCACGAUAAUAAUAAAAAUGGUGAAAAGGUCGUAGAAACACUUUCGAUCUUCACUGUUAUUGAGAACCCAAACUGUGUUGCAAAACAGCGGUUCAUGAUACAAACAAACCAAGUUGCGAACUUCCACAUUAACGCAUUACACAAUUUUUACGUUCCAAAUAUUAAUGGUAAUUGGAAUAUUAUUGAGAAUAACUUGUCGCCGUCAAUCUUAAGGUCGAAUAUAUCAGAAGUGUUUCAACAACAACACAACUCGUAUUCAGUAAAAGACGGUACAGAUGUUGUUCCCAAGUAUGGAUCAUUAACAUAUGAUGAGCGCAUCCCAAAAGAAUUAAGUUCCUUGCAAUUCAAUAAGAAUUUUACAAGAAAAUUUCGAAAUUUUCGCAUAAUACCACCAUUUUUGGGUAUUGCAAAGUGCUUACCAUCUUGUCGACUGGCCGCAAAACGGGCAAAGCAUGGUGGAAUUAAAUCAUCGUUAAGCGUAAGCAUAGAAAAUUUGGAGAUGAUUAAAGAUAGUUCUAUGCCCUUGAAAGUAGAUAUUGAUGUCGACCAAAACAAAAAUCAGUGCUCUGCCGGAGGAAAUGUCAUGAAAUCUAGUAAUAAUAACAGCACAGUUCUCAGUUGCGAUCUACUUAAGUUCGCCAAUAACCAAGAAUCCGCUUGGAAAUCUGAUGGAAUAAGUUUAUGCAAUCAACAGACAACUUCAUAUAAAAUUGAACGUGAUCUUGUCGAAAGAAAUCGAAAAAAACGUAGAAAAUCAUUCAAACUAUUGUCAGCAACUAAUACAAUUAAAAAUGAAAAUGAAGAUAAUAUUAAUGAGCCCCUCAUAAAACGAAUUAAAAUUGCAGUGAAUGGGAAUGUUACCGCUCAGCGAGAGAUAUCAUUGCCAAGCAGAAGUAGAAACAACAAUAGCAGUGAAGAACCAGGUGAAUACAUUUCCACUGGCUCUAGAAACACUCAUCAAAAAAGUUCAGAUCCCAGUUUUAACGAUUUGGAUGAACAUGAAGCUUACACUACUCAAAGUCAUUCAUCAGUUGGUAGCAUUCCUGUGUAUGAGGAUGAUGGCAAUUUGGGAAGUGAAAACGAUGAUAAGAAUAGCAAUGAAGAGUAUGCAAUCGUUCAAAAGCCUAUGAUGAGUGGUAGUAAUAAUCACAAUCACAUCGUAUUGACAAUAAAAAAAACUCCCAACAAAAUGAAUUCCCCUGCAAGUUCAACGUCAACCACUUCGCCUAUUAAUGUCAAUUUUAACGUAGGAGUCGCUGCUUCUGACGUUGAAAUAGACCAUUUGAACAUCAUUAACAAUAAAAAUAAUGUGGUAUCUGAAAUGCUAUAUUCUCAACAAGAUUUUCAUAAGUUCUCCGUACAACCGCCUUCAUGCCGCACCAAUGAAACAAGUGAAUAUAACACUAGGAGAGUUUCAAAUAUACCACACGCAUGCCUUCAAAAGUUUUGUCGCAAUCGAUGUCAAUGUCGACGUUAUCAUUAUCGUCGUUCUCGAAAGCACCAAAUUAACCGAAAGGAGGAUACCAUAGAUUUAGAACUUAAACAUUUAUUCAAUAAUAAUAAUAGAACACGAUCAAUCCAAGCAAAAGUUAAACCGCACCGAAAAUUGUUCUUCUCUAAUGAAUUAUAUAGAGAAGAUAAUAUUGGAAAAAAAGAGCGUAUAAUGAAUUAUAGUAGCAGCAGUUCAAAUUGUGACGAAGAAAGCGAGCCUGAGCAUGCGGAAGCGAAAAAAAUUAAUACUGUUUUAACAAAAAAUGUUGAGAUAAAGCUUGAGACUGAUUCCACUUAUGCGGCAUCUAAAAGUAAUUUAAUAUCUGAAAAAUCUGGCCAUGAAGAUGAAGUAGAGUCUUGCUCAUCUUCUAGUGAUGAAUCAGUUAAGGAUGAGCUUUUGUACUUCAAUCAACAUGAUGAUGAUAGUACAAAACUCAAUAUAAUUAAAAGUAAAUCACCCUUAAAAAACAAUGGAAUGCUGCUAUCAUUCAAUUCAAUUUAUGGUAAUGAUAUUGAAGAUGUCACACGACUGGAAAUUAAGAAUUGUGAUGAUGUUAAUAGUAUAUGCUAUAAUAGCAAUAACAUAAGUUUAAUUGAACCAAGUAACUUAGAUUCUCUUACUAUGCCCAUUAGUAGUGAUGUACUAAACGGAUCAUCAAAUAAUGAUUCCCCAAAAUUUCCAAUAAGUUAUAAUAAUUCAAAUCAUAGGGUUCAACCACAUAUUGAAUAUAAAAAUGGUAUUCGAGCUAUUAUGAAAGAUGAUUCGAGUAUCUUCCAAAUACAGCAGUUUAAGGAAUGGCAUGAAGUUCUACAGUUGCAGUCUUAUAAUGAUGAACCAUUAAUAGUUUUGCCAUAUGUUGUGCUUGAAUAAGCAGUUUCCAUUUUAUUUAUAAAUCAAUUUGAUAUAUGAAAAAUUUAUGUAUUUUUUUACUAUUAACAUUAGAUAUUACUUAAACUCACAAUGGGCGACAGAUAUUCUACUACUAUAAUUUUAUUUUGUUUAGAUUGGUUAAAAUUCAUAAAUUAAUCAAAUUAAAAUUUGUUUUUGUUUAUUAAUAUGCAAAAGAAAAUAGUCUUAUAAAUAUUUUUCACAAUAAAAUUUGUUUUUAAAAAUGAACAUGAAAUUAUAUUUU
This is a messenger RNA of Drosophila nasuta, 5196 nucleotides long. RefSeq names its product mediator complex subunit 26 (gene MED26). The transcript is spliced from 6 exons. Gene Ontology annotation, molecular function: transcription coregulator activity. Gene Ontology annotation, cellular component: core mediator complex; mediator complex; nucleus. The record is from RefSeq and is a predicted model, not a curated record. Lineage: Eukaryota; Metazoa; Arthropoda; Insecta; Diptera; Drosophilidae. Bases 1035 to 4934 code for a protein of 1299 amino acids. Gene Ontology annotation, biological process: regulation of transcription by RNA polymerase II; positive regulation of gene expression.